UCCUCGCAAAUUUGAAACUUUUUUUUCCUCCUUUUUUUUCUCCCUCACUCCUUUCCCGGAGUCAAGUUUCAAACUCGGCCGAGAAGGGGUUCGGUCUGUCCCAGCGCCGGCCGUCGCAUGGUUACCCAGAGCGUAAUUCACCCGCUGGAGCCCAGCGUCCUUUAAAGCCGCCCGGAGGAAGCGGAAAGUUUCUGUUUGGGGGAAAAAGUCUGCGAGGAGUUGGCUGGUCGCUGCGGCCAUUCGCGGUUUAAGGAAACCAGAGACGAUGGAUGUCUUCAACACAAAGAGCCUGGCCAUGCAGGCACAGAAGAAACUCCUAGGUAAGAUGGCCAACAAAAGCAUGGCCAACAUCUUCAUCGAUGACACGAGCAGUGAUGUCUUGGACGAACUUUAUCAGGUGACCAAGGAAUACACUAAAAACAAGAAAGAAGCCCAGAAGGUCAUCAAAAACCUGAUCAAGGUGGUGAUUAAACUCGGGGUUCUCUACAGGAACAACCAGUUCAAUGCAGAGGAGCUGGUGCUGGUAGACAAGUUCCGCAAGAAAGUCCACCAGUUAGCCAUGACGGCUGUCAGUUUCCACCAGAUUGACUUCACGUUCGACAGGCGAGUUCUGGCAAGCAUCUUGAAUGAGUGCAGGGAGUUGCUGCACCAAGCCAUCAACCGGCACCUGACAUCCAAGUCCCACGGACGCGUCAACCACAUCUUCAACCACUUUGCAGACUGUGAAUUUCUAGCAACGUUGUAUGGUCCCACAGAGCCUUACCGCACACACGUGCAGAAGCUUUGUGAAGGGGUUAACAAAAUGUUGGAAGAUGGAAACAUUUGAUUGCAGCAUUUGCAAGAGUGACUGAGUGGGCUUACUGUGAGAUGGAGGACUUUUGGGGGCAGGGAGGGUGGGGGGGGUGGGAGUGGGGAUAAACAAAAUUGUUUGGAUGAGAUGCCUUUCCAACCUCUGGUAGAUUAAUCUGCCAGGAUUUAAUGCUAAAGUAGUUUACUGUGGGUGGUCAUUUAAUAUCAAGGAGUUGAACCGUGAACUGUGUCCACCCAAGCCUGGUGACAGUAAUACUCGCUCAAGGUAUGCAGGAAACACAAAGAUUGAAGGGUCCAGGCUGAACCCAAAGCCUUUGCCUAGAUAAUUAAUGGAGCUACUUUCCACAUACACUGGACAAGCCUUGCCAUCUGACUGAACCAUUUGGGAUUCUGCUAAGUUGUAUCGAGUCCUUAUUCUAAUUUUAAAACCUGGCUGACCUUUGCCAUUGAGGUAUCUUGAAAUAGGGAGUUAAUCUGGGAUAGGGUAGGAAGCCUAAUCAUUUUACUGGAUAGGAAACCUGGAAUCCCAGGCAAAAUUUGUGAAGACCAGACCAGGCUCGACUGUGCUCCCCCUAUAGCCAAAUAGCACAUGUCCACUCAAUCCCACUGCACGCUGGAGUGAGAUGCAGGACACCGAGAUGCCUUCAGCAAGAGAUGAUGCCUUUGAAAGAGAAAGGUUGGAAGCCUUGGUAGGGGAGUCGGUUUCAGCAGGAGGAAAAGUGAACACACAGCAAGUCCAUUAAUAAAUUCCAUCCACCACAAACCACUGGAAUUAUUCUGCAAUUGCAAAGCCUUGGCCUUGAGGUUAGAAAAACACUGAUUCGGAACCUUUAGUAUGGAGCCACCAAACAAGCUGAUUUUCAAAUGGACUUGCUGUUCCUGGCCUAGACUUGUCAACUUUAUAUUUUAUCAGCAAUGUCAGAGGAUUAUAUACCAUGUAUAUUUGAUGAAGUGCAAUGCUAUCUAUGGGUCAGUGGGAUUUCCUUAGGCUUUGAGACUGCCAAGUUUCUGGUUCUGUUUGUGUGAUUGGCGUCUGCUUUCUGCACUGUGAGCCGUUCUAAAUCCAAAACGUGUUGUGUGUGUCAUUGUGAAGUGUGUUUUAUUGGUUUUCAAACUAAAGAAUUGGCAUCUGUCUUAAUGUGAAGUGGUUUCUGAGGUUCUUAAUCCUUUAUUUCUCUCACAUCUGUGCUUUAAUUGCUUGUAUUGUAAAGUGACAUUGGGAAAAAUUAGAAAAUUCCAUCAACCCUUCCUCCCCAAUUUAGCUGCUGGCACCGUGGAUAACUAGGUCGAGAUAUUUAACUGAGCCACACCCUAGCAGGCUUUCUUCAGUUAGCUGCUCUUUUGAACUGCAGCAGGCUUGUUCUUGCUGACUCUCAGGAGGAAUAAAUAUCAAGCAGAGCUUGUACUGUUAAUCACAGCCAGUGGGCCAGAUGGAGAGGGCGUUAAGACAGGGUCGACCUAAUCUGUGAUCCCCACGUGACUGAAUAACCACCCAGCACUACCUUUUGGGUUUUUUCUCCCCCACGCUGAAAACGGCCAAAUGGUAAUGCAGAGGUCACAGUCAGUCUGUCCAAGCCCAGAGGAUAUGCUGAUCUCUUGGCAGUGGAUGAGAUACCAAAUCCUUCAAGCAAGGGAGCAGAGCCAGCCCCAGAGGUAUGGUCCACUGACAUUGCUGUGUGUUAAUGGAACAUGCACUAUGGCAUGUCAUUGGUCAUUACAGGGGGAGUGAUUGUCCACUCAGCUGCUCUGGCUGCAUGUGGAUCUAAUCGAGGGUGUUCUGCUGAGGGGAGCAUUGACUCAAAAGAAGUUCCCCCUUUGAAUUGGAAAAUUUUAACUCUUUAUCUGCCCUGAUUGCAUUGGUGUGAAGAACCCAUUGCUGAAUCUGGAAUGUAUCACGCUGGAGUGAUGAGUUGUGGAUCUGUACCGGAAGUUCCAUCCCAUUUGAGUUGCUGAUUUCAGUUGCUGUGGAUAGCUAGUUCUCCAGGGCAAGGGGAGAACAGCAAUCCAUGCCAAACACUUCUGCCACGUUGGUGCCUCUUGCCAUCUGCAUGAGAGCUGGGAUAACCACUGCCAUUCUUCUGAGGAACAAAAGGGAAACCUGCAAUCCCCUGGCUCACUCCACACAAGGCCAGCCUAUGAAUAAAACACCAAUGGAAGGGAGGCAGGCUGCUGUAUCUCCUGCACCGUGUUGAGAGUAGGGGUAUGUCUGGAAGCACAAUCCCACUGGAAACUAGGCGACAUGGGGCUGAUUUCAAUCAUUUACGUUACAAAGGUUUUGUCCAUUGAAUUGAUAACUAAUGUAUAUUUUAAUUCUGUACAGUUUCUUCCAAAUAUCAGGGAAGCAUUUUCUUGAUAUGAAAGAUAAGCUUGUUUUAUCCUAUGUGUUCAAGAAAGAGACUGACUUUGAGACAUCUUUAUAAUACUACGUCUGUGGUUUUAAGAAAAAAUAAAACCUGAAUAACACAAACAGAACUUUGUCUGGUGGUGUGGCAGGGUUUUGAAAGGGGUGAUGGAGGUUGGAAUGAAAAUGCCAGCAUUGUAUUCACGGAAACUGUGAGAAAACGCCCAGAGCUGCAAACAAGGCUUUCCAUUCAAACUUUAUCAGCUGGAGAAAGCAUCAUAAUCUUUGGCUUCCAGUCUGAUACUUGGCUGAAUUGCCAUCUCUGAGUGGAUAUAUUCUUGAUGGCUUCAUCACAUGAUCUUCCACAAUAGACCCAAUCAAACUGCCAUCAUAAAUAUUCUGAAACAUGGACUAAAACUGAUAAACACUGUUUUCAAUACCUGGUGUUUUAUUCUCCUCCCCUCCUCCCUCAGUGGAAAAGUUCCUGGACAAUCUGAUAUGAACCUGGAUGGUUGUCAACCCAACUGCUGGCAGAAACAAUGUGCAGUGAUUGUUAUUCCAGAUGUGGAUUGCAUGUUGUACUAAAGUGCAAUGGAUUGAACUGUACUUGACCUGCUCUCUCCUUAUCACUAAAUAAGGACAGUGAGGAUGUCAAAAAGCAAAAAUAAAUUGCAGUUAUUGGAAAGCUGGAGGUGGGGUGGGGGAGGAAAUGCUGGAGAUAUUUAGCAGGUCUGGUAGCAUAUGGGGAGAGAAAAACAACAUUAACAUUUCAGAGCAAUUGCCUUUCAUCAGAAUUGGAAAAGUUAGAAAACGAGUUUGUUUUAAAUUGCCAAGGGGAGGAGUGGUGGAGAAAAAAAGG
Messenger RNA from Pristis pectinata (smalltooth sawfish), 4010 nucleotides. Its product is annotated as tumor necrosis factor alpha-induced protein 8-like protein 1. Bases 266 to 826 code for a protein of 186 amino acids. The record is from RefSeq and is a predicted model, not a curated record. Lineage: Eukaryota; Metazoa; Chordata; Chondrichthyes; Rhinopristiformes; Pristidae. Gene Ontology annotation, biological process: regulation of apoptotic process. Gene Ontology annotation, cellular component: cytoplasm. The transcript has 2 exons.